CCCCGACCUCCCGGGCCGCCGCGCUCCCCCGAGCCCACCUCGCCCUCCAGGACAGGGGGACCCCGCGCCCCGGACAGGCCGCCUUCGCUGCGCCCCGGCGGGAGGAUGCUGACCCGAGCAGCCCUGCUGCCGCUCUGCCUGCUGGCUUCCAGCCUGGGACCCUGCGCCCUGUCGCUGGGAGCAGGUCUGCGCCGACCAGGCCGAGAGGACGCAGCCAGUAGAAGUGUCUCCGGACGCCCGCCAGUAAUAGACGCGAAAGACGGCAAGGACGAUGACAUUGAAGAUGGCCUUGAUCUGGAUAUUCCGUUUAAGAAGCCCCAUCCUGCUGUCCCGGGAAGGAGGGAGGACUCGCAGCCCCAGGCGCCUCCCGCACAGGUCCUGAAGACGCGUUCACGGCCUCCCAGCCCCGCCGCCUCGGUGGUGGAGAGGACAGGGACAGGGACAGGGGCGGCCCUGCCGGCCGGGCUCCCGGGCGCAUCCUGUGAUGAGAUGGUCUGCCCCGCCGGCAGCUCCUGCAUGCCUGACUACACCUGGGGCGGCUCGCGCUGCUUCUGCCAGCUGGGCCGAGCCGGGGACCAGUGCUCGCAAGAGAUUGCUAUACAGUAUCCUCAAUUCUCCGGACAGUCUUUUAUGGCCUUUGAACAUUUGAAGAACUCUUUCCAGACAUUUGAGAUCACUCUUGAAUUUCGGGCGGAUGCUGACGGCUUGCUGCUCUUCUGUGGGGACAACGAGCACGGGAGAGGGGAUUUCAUGUCCCUGGCCAUCAUCCAGAGAGCACUCCAGUUCAGGUUCAACUGUGGCAGUGGGGUCGCGGUCAUCACGAGUGAGUCCAGAAUCAAGCUGGGGACCUGGAACACGGUGAAACUCUACAGAGACGGGGUCCAAGGGCUGCUGCAGGUCAACAACGGCACCGCAGUGGCCGGCCGGUCCCCGGGCGAGUACAGCAAGAUCACCUUCCGGACACCCCUCUAUCUCGGUGGGGCCCCCAGUGCUCACCUGCUGGCCAGAGCGACAGGGACCUGCCGAGGCUUCCACGGCUGCGUGCAGCUGCUCACCGUCAAUGGAAAGACCUUGGACAUGAGGCCCUGGCCGCUGGGGGUAGCUCUGCGUGGCGCCGAAGUGGGGGAGUGCAGCAGUGGCGUCUGUGACGAAGCCUCCUGUGUCAAUGGCGGCAGCUGCACGGCAUCCUCGGCCGACUCCUACAUCUGCCUGUGUCCCCUGGGCUUCAAGGGUCGACACUGUGAACAGGGUUUCACCGUGGUCAUCCCGCAGUUCAGAGAGUCUCUAAAGUCCUACGCGGUGGUCAGCUGGCCACUGGGGCCCGACCACUACCUGUCCUUCAUGGAGUUUGAGCUCACCUUCCGGCCCGACUCUGGCGAUGGAGUUCUCCUUUACAGCUACGACCUGGGCAGCAAAGACUUCGUGUCCGUCAACAUGGUCGAGGGGCAUGUGGAGUUCCGCUUUGACUGCGGCUCGGGCACCGGCACUCUCAGGAGUCCAGAACCACUCACGCUGGGCCAGUGGCACGAGCUGCGUGUGUCCCGCACAGGAAAGAACGGCAUCCUGCAGGUGGACACGCAGAAGGUGGUGGAGGGCAUGGCGGAGGGCGCCUUCACGCAGAUCAAGUGCACCGCGGACGUGUUCAUGGGCGGUGUCCCCAGCUACCAUAACGUGAAGAAGAACUCGGGUGUCCUCAGGCCCUUCACCGGGAGUGUCCAGAAGAUCGUCCUGAAUGACCAAACUAUCCACAUGUACCAAGACUUCACGCAGGGUGUGAAUGUGGAGAAUGCAGCCCACCCCUGUGUGGAGAUGCCCUGUGCCCACAAGGGCAACUGUCUUCCCAAGAAGGAAAGUUAUGAAUGUGACUGCCCCCUGGGCUUCGAGGGGCUGAACUGCGAGAAAGCCAUCGCAGAAGCCAUCGAGAUUCCACAGUUUAUUGGACGCAGUUACCUGAUGUAUGACAACCCAGAUAUCCUCAAGAGGGUGUCGGGAUCCAGGACAAAUGUAUUCAUGCGCUUCAAGACCAGUGCCAAGGACGGGCUGCUGCUCUGGCGGGGAGCGGCCCCCUUGAGGGCCAAUAGUGACUUCAUCUCCUUGGGCCUUCAGAAAGGGAGCCUCGUGUUCAGUUACAACCUGGGUAGCGGAAUGGUGUCCAUCACGGUGAAUGGUUCCUUCAGUGACGGUCGGUGGCACCGAGUCAAGGCUGUCAGGGAGGGCCAGUCUGGGAAGGUGACUGUGGAUGACUACGGGGCCAGAACGGGCAAGUCUCCCGGCAUUAUGGUACAGCUCAACACCAACGACCCUCUCUAUGUGGGUGGGAUGAAGGAGGUCGCCCUGCGCACCGACCGGCGGUACACGAGUGGCCUUGUGGGCUGCGUCUCGCACUUCACCCUGUCCGCUGACUACCACAUCGACCUCGUGGACGACGCCGGGGACGGGAAAAACAUCAAGAUGUGCGGAGCCAAGUAGCCGGGCUGGCCGGGCACAGGGACAGAGCCUUCUCUCCUGGGCCCCGGGGGCCAGACCCUGCCGCUGUCACACACGGGGCCGGACCAGGUGUGUUUCCUGCCAAGCGUCGCCGCCGCAUGAGCAGCUCCACGGACGGAGACCGGAGCCCCGAGUGGCCUCUCCUGCUGACGCCCUGCGGGCCGGACUCAAGGAUGAAGGCCCUGUGUGGGAGCCCCAGACUUUGCUGAAUGUGAGGGCGGCCGGAGGUCACAGCGCUGCAUACUCCAGAGCCUGUCUGCUGCAGCUCCGUGUGUGCUGAUGACACAUUGUUCAGAAAAAGAAAGGAAGAGAGAGAGAGAGAGAGAGAGAGAGAGAGAGAGAAAGGGUGCAUGAGUGCGUGAGUGAAUGAGACACACCCAAAGGCAGUUUUAAAACCCUCUCCCUCCCUGACACGUCACUCUUCCUGACAGUGAGACAGCUCUGUGACAUCCAGCCUCAGUUUACGCACCCCGGCCUGUGGACCUUAGGGUCAUGAAACCCUUCUGCUCCCUCCCCGUUGGCUGCUCAGUGUGCUCCCACCAUCAGAAGGAAGACAGACACGGGGAGCCUGGGCAGAGACCAUGAUGGUCACGCCGCCCAGGGCAGUGAGAUGCCCUCAGAUUUUUCUAACGCAGAGGGAAGGAAGCAGGCAGGGGAUUUUUGUGGCCGUUCUUUCUCGUAUGUGUGUGUUUUUGGAGCUGUGCACUGCCACACGGCUGACUUUUACUCUUUUGGGUGGACAACCCCAAUCUCUCUGCACACCUGUGGACCCCCUCCAGGAGAUGUGCUUGGACCCCUUGUGGUGUCUGUGCAGGUGGCGGGGGGGGGGGAGCUGACUUUGGGGGCACUACUCAGUGUCGGGGGUCAGAGCUGACAAGCGUCAGGCUUUCUGGAACCAGGAGGUUGAAAGGAGCAGCUUGAUGCAGAGGGCUUCCUGCCCCUUCUGUUCUAAGCCAAGGCAAUGUCCCUGUUGAACUUGAAUAAAGGAGAUGAAGAAGGCUA
Erinaceus europaeus (western European hedgehog) is the source of this 3489-nucleotide messenger RNA. RefSeq names its product EGF like, fibronectin type III and laminin G domains (gene EGFLAM). The record is from RefSeq and is a predicted model, not a curated record. Bases 106 to 2469 code for a protein of 787 amino acids. Gene Ontology annotation, molecular function: calcium ion binding. NCBI's taxonomy places the organism in Eukaryota, Metazoa, Chordata, Mammalia, Eulipotyphla, Erinaceidae. The transcript has 17 exons.